Epithele typhae is the source of this 246-nucleotide messenger RNA. RefSeq names its product ribosomal protein L36-domain-containing protein. The record is from RefSeq and is a predicted model, not a curated record. NCBI's taxonomy places the organism in Eukaryota, Fungi, Basidiomycota, Agaricomycetes, Polyporales, Epitheliaceae. The transcript has a single exon. The annotation marks the transcript as partial. Gene Ontology annotation, cellular component: ribosome. Gene Ontology annotation, molecular function: structural constituent of ribosome. Gene Ontology annotation, biological process: translation.
AUGUUGCGUGCCCUCCUUGCCUCCUCUCGCCCUCUGCUCGCGCGCGCCCGGGCGGCGUCCGUGCCCCUCCUUCACGCUCACCCGCACCCCCACCACCAUGCGUGCGCUACCGCGUCAGCAAUCCCGAUGCUCUCGCGAGGGAUGAAGGUCCGCGCCUCGGUCAAGGUCAUGUGCGACGGCUGCAGCAUCGUCAGGCGGAAGGGAAGGAUAUACGUGAUCUGCAACAAGAACCCGAAACACAAGCAG